GGGAAAAUCAACCUCAUCUAUAGUAGAACCACAGCUCGCUCCCUCGCUGUGAAUAUCGUGUCGGGAAUGAACCUGCUGCCUUCUUUAGAGCAAAGAGCCUUGUCUCUUGAGCGUCCGGUCUUUUCGCUGAAUAGUUCCCUUUCCACAGCAGCUACCUUUCUUUUGCUUUGGCUGAUCGGUUGCCUGCAAUAUUUGUGCCACGGUCUCCGCCAGUAAUUUGCUAGGGAAUCUUUCAGUCACGCCUGCGUGCGCUGAGGAGCUGCUGGAGCGUCGGCGGUGCAGUGCAGCGAUUUGAGACGUUCUGUUGGUGAAAGUCUUCUACUUGUCACGCUUUGCUGGAGCGUUCGUCGCCUUUUGCACGCUGCCGGCCAGAGUAAGAAAAUAAAAAACAUGGGAAGCGGGGACGGAGGACCGUCGCUACAGGCGGGUUCCCCCUGAACAGCAGAGGCGCUUCGCCAUCGGACAGCGCUGUAACCUAGAGAUUCUCACCGCUAGAGUGCCUCACCUUCUUCGUGGGCAAGCUUUAAAGGCGGAAUCCAUGUAUGGUACUGGGUCCAGACCCGGUCCCCUAUCGAUAUGAACAGCAUCUGCUUGAGAGUGCCUACGGUACCCAUGCACUGCAGUUUCAAUGCAAUUUUCCGAUGUCUCGCGGGAUCCGGGCCGAAGAUCUCCACCGAAUCUCAAUUUAUUUUCUAGCUUGACAUGACUUGUGCGAAUCCAUCGAUUUGAAACGUUUUCCUAACCCGUGAUCCUGAGUGCAAAUACCCCUCCCAGUCUCAGCGACUGCUUGCGCCAGCCAGUCUCAGGUGUAUGAAUACGGACGCAGAACUGCGCGAUUCGUCUUGCGUGGGAAUCUGUGUGGGUCAAGAACGGAAUCAACCGUCAUAUCGCACAGGCGAAGGCAAAAUUUGUGUUUCUCGCCGGUUGUGUCCGCUUCUGAGGGAAGCGAGUGUAGCAUCUUUGAACAGUCGUGCACAGGGACGGUCGGAUUUUGAGUUUCGUGGAUGCGCCGUCACCGGGACCACGGGUCAGUCGUUGUCCACUUCAUCAACCGAGAAAGAGUCGCUCUUCGUAGAGGUACAGUGAUUUCGUCUAGGCAAGAAGGAAGUAACGACGGCGAAACGGCCGGGCGCUCCCCCAAGACGCAGGGCCGCACACUCACCUCACUGACCAAGCAGGGAAACGAAGUGCUGCCUGGAUUUUUUUUCCUUGGAAUUAUAUACUGUGACUUGGACGACGGCAUCGUUUUUUCUUUGGUAUCUUCUCGUGGACGGAGUGUCCGUUCAAAACAGCAGGAACGUUUUCAGCCUCUGCUCUGUGUCGCCUGGUAGCGAUCCCUUGGCGGUGCAUGCUCUCCGUUUUCCCAGAAUCUGCCCGCAAAAUGGAGAGUGUCAACCGGCCUCGUUUUCCCCCUUUCUUUUGCCCGCCGUCCCUCGGUGUCUCUGGCGCGACGGUGCUUCUUCCGUUCGUCGGUGUGCUUCUUUUUUCGUCGCUCUUCUCGUCCGCUACGACGGUGGCCUCCAUCCCUAAUCCCGCCGGUGCCUGGUCACCGUAUUUGUCGUCGAUGUCUGUUUGGCCAGCGAACGACGAGGACGGCUCCACAUCUGUUAGCUCUGACACUGCUCUCGAUAUUUCUCCUUUUGCGGACGAUGAAAAGGACAGUCUCCCGGUGGCCGCUUCUCUCUCUCCGUCUCUCUUUCGCGCUCAGCGGUGGCAGACCCCACACAACAACCGUAGGACCCCUCUCGCCCACUCUUCCCUUCCGGUGCACGACGACGGCCUCGGGGCUAGCUGGGUGGCUUUGACCGAAGAUAGGAACGAAGGAAGCGGUGCGGAGGAGGAGGGAGAAAAUAAGGAGGGGGAGUCCGACAAAGCCGAGAGUGAAGAGGAAAAGUCGUCAGUGAGUGAGAAUGACAGCAAAAACGAAGAAAAGACAGAAUCGAAGGACUCGGAGACGGGAGACGAAGCGGCGGCGAGGUCUGAGGACAGAGACGAGCAGGACGGAGAGACAAACAAGCCAGGAAAACAGGCUCAGGCCGCUCCAGAGGAAGGCGAAAAUGCAUCGGCCUCAUCUGAGAAGUUGUCUUGUCCGCGUGCUUGUCUGAUCGCAAGCAAGUCAGGAGGGAAGACAGGAACAGACGGGCACGAAAAAACGAACGAGGUGAGAGCAGAUCAGAAAGGUGGUGAGGGAGCUUCUACCACGCAGCACGAAGAGGGGCAGGAAACGGAACAAGGCAGCGAAGAGGCGAAUUCCAGUUCAUCCUCUGCACCCGCACAAUCGCAUGAAACUCCUGUAGCCGAACAUGCGCCAUGCCCUCACGCAGAGGAACACAACGCCACGAACGGCAGCAACUCUGCAGAGGCCGCGAGCGAAGAUUCCAACCCCCAUGAAGCAGUGAAACAUACGGACGCGCAUGGGCAAACGCAAGCUUCAGACCAAGCUCAAGGACACGAUCAGGAAGAGGCCUCACAGUCUUCAGAAACACCUGCAGAAGAAAAUGCUGAAGAACCGAAACAGGCAGAGGAGCAGGCGAACGCCUCGCAGUCAUCCGAAACGCCUGCCGAAGAAAAUGCUGAAGAACCGAAACAGGCAGAGGAGCAGGCGAACGCCUCGCAGUCAUCCGAAACGCCUGCCGAAGAAAACGCUGAAGAACCGAAACAGGCAGAGGAGCAGGCGAACGCCUCGCAGUCAUCCGAAACGCCUGCCGAAGAAAAUGCUGAAGAACCGAAACAGGCAGAGGAGCAGGCGAACGCCUCGCAAUCAUCCGAAACACCUGCCGAAGAAAAUGCUGAAGAACCGAAACAGGCAGAGGAGCAGGCGAACGCCUCGCAGUCAUCCCAAACGCCUGCCGAAGAAAACGCUCAAGAACCGAAACAGGCAGAGGAGCAGGCGAACGCCUCGCAGUCAUCCGAAACGCCUGCCGAAGAAAAUGCUGAAGAACCGAAACAGGCAGAGGAGCAGGCGAACGCCUCGCAAUCAUCCGAAACGCCUGCCGAAGAAAAUGCUGAAGAACCGAAACAGGCAGAGGAGCAGGCGAACGCCUCGCAGUCAUCCGAAACGCCUGCCGAAGAAAACACUGAAGAACCGAAACAGGCAGAGGAGCGGGCGAACGCCUCGCAAUCAUCCGAAACGCCUGCGGAAGAAAAUGCUCAAGAACCGAAACAGGGAGAGGAGCAGGCGAACGCCUCGCAGUCAUCGGCAACGCCUGCCGAAGAAAACGCUGAAGAACCGAAACAGGCAGAGGAGCAGGCGAACGCCUCGCAGUCAUCCGAAACGCCUGCCGAAGAAAACGCUCAAGAACCGAAACAGGCAGAGGAGCGUGAGAACGCCUCGCAAUCAUCAGAAACGCCUGCCGAAGAAAACGCUCAAGAACCGAAACAGGCAGAGGAGCAGGCGAACGCCUCGCAAUCAUCCGAAACACCUGCCGAAGAAAAUGCUGAAGAACCGAAACAGGGAGAGGAGCAGGCAAACGCCUCGCAAUCAUCCGAAACGCCUGCGGAAGAAAAUGCUCAAGUACCGAAACAGGCAGAGGAGCAGGCGAACGCCUCGCAAUCAUCCGAAACACCUGCCGAAGAAAAUGCUGAAGAACCGAAACAGGGAGAGGAGCAGGCGAACGCCUCGCAGUCAUCCGAAACGCCUGCCGAAGAAAAUGCUGAAGAACCGAAACAGGCAGAGGAGCAGGCGAACGCCUCGCAAUCAUCCGAAACACCUGCCGAAGAAAAUGCUGAAGAACCGAAACAGGGAGAGGAGCAGGCGAACGCCUCGCAAUCAUCCGAAACGCCUGCAGGAGAAAAUGCUGAAGAACCGAAACAGACAGAGGAACCGGAAGAGGCCUCACAGUCUACGCAUUCACCGGCGGAAGAACAGUCCCCAGAACAGGCUCAGGGACAAGAGCGGGAGAACGCGUCACAGCCUUCAGAGUCACCUGCAGAAGAAUCCACUCCUGAGCAAGCUGAAGAAAAGGGUACGGAGGCAGCGGAAGAGCCGGCACAGGAGCAACCGGCGGAGACGCAGGAGGGUUCAGAUGCUGAAGCCGAUGCGGAAGGCGGAUCUGGAGCGAAUGGCGAAGCACAGCCACAGGAGGAGAGCGGCGAGAAUAAAGAUGUGCCUGCCGCGGACCAGGAGGCCCCUGGCCUAGAUGAACAGGGCCGCGACGAAGUUGGAACCGGCGCUCCAGAAGCCGCGGCUGCUUCAGCUGCCGGAGCUAGCCACGAGAACGAAGCCCAUGGGGCAGAUCAACAAGAUGAUUCUGUGGAGUCCGCAGGCCCCGCAGCUGACGAGCAGCAAAAAGACGCGACAGGCGAGGUCGGGGAGCUGCACGGGGCUGAGACUCAGACACCACAGCUUGCAGCUGAAGCGGAGACAGCUGGCGCGGAGCAGGAGGCGGGGAGAGCAGAUAGCGUCAGCGACGGAUGCUAUGUCACGAGGAGACAGGAGGUCGAGGCCGAGGCGAAGAAGCUGCUGGAAGUCUGUGAAAGGAACGAUAAUUUCACCAAAGUCGACCAACAAUUUUGUGAUGAACUGUUCAAGAGGAUCGAUGGCCCGUUCACAGUUGGCGAGGUCUCAGCGUUUCUCCGAGCUGCCGACACUGCAAACAACAUCAGUCGCAAUUUCCGGUUCUGUCGGGCAACUCCGACAAGCAGCCCACCGAGAGUGCGGGAUGGAGACAGCGUUAUUCACGCAGCGAUCGCUGCAUCCAAACCUCGCGUUGUCGAGAUUCUGCUUCAGUACGGAGCGUUCCCCAACAUCGAGGCCUUCCCGCGUUCUCCCGAUGCAGCUAAUAGAAUGGGCAUGCGACCUCUGCACUACGUUGCACGGUACCCAACGCUGGAAAAUUACGAAUCUCUUUUUCUUCUUUUGAAGUACGGCUCUCCCGUAAACGUUCGAGACGUCGGAGGGCGGACCCCUCUGAUGAUCGCCGCGCGUUCAAGUCACCCCUUCUCAAAGCUUUUUGCCAGAGCUCUGAUUGACCGCAAUGCAGAUGUCACUGCACGAGACAAAGCUGGGCUCUCCGCCCUACAUUACGCAGCGGCCUCGAACUCGUGCAAAUUGGUCAAGCUGCUCAUCAACCGAGGUGCAGACGUGAUGUCUCAGGAUAUUCGGGGAAACACUCCCCUCCACUACGCUGCAGCUUUCAACGCAGACAAGUCCAUGAACACUUUGCUCAAUUUGGCAGGGAAUGCGAUCAAGGUGAAUGUGCCGAAUAAGAAUGGAAAGGCGCCUAUUCAUUUGGCUGCCGCGCCAUCGUCGUUCGACGUCGUCCCAGCCAAGAUUGUUCCGGCUCUCUCGCUGGAAUUGCUUUUAGAGAAGCAUGCAGACCCUGUGGCGCGGGACGCCCACGGGAACACACCUCUCAUGGACGCGGUUUUGGGCGGGUACCUCGAAAUCGCGAAACGCCUUCUGCAGAUUGCCAGGGUUCCCCUACAUGACAAAAACAUGGAUGGCAAAACUGCUCUCGAUCUCGCUCAGGAAGCAGCAGAACGAACUGGCGACGACGUCCUCGCAUACCUCACGGCCGUUAGCAGCAAGCCCUCCUGCCCCUUCAUCCCGCGCGUCGCGAACUCGAUACACGUCUUGUCAGACACACAAUUCGGUUCGCUCAUGCGUGUGGGAGACACAGUCACCUACGAGUGCCACCACGGCUUCCGCUUGCUCGGGCAUGCUACCCUCACCUGUAUGAGUCGUGACGGCUCACCAGAGUUCAUCCCAGACCCUCCUGUGUGCAUUCCCAUGGAACAAGGCGCCGCUUCGUCUCUGUAUUCGGCUCCUCUUGGGCUGGCUACUGCCCUGUUAGUCUAUCUAAUUCCUUUUUUCCUAACUCAGUUCUAAAAUUCAUCGUGUUUCAUGUAGGUAAAAAUAUAUGUACGGGGCUCAUAUAAUUUCAUGUGCAUGCAAAAACCGAUGUGUGGAAAGACACAGAACCAAACCUUUUUUUUUGAAAAUUUGAUUUUAGAAGGAC
This is a messenger RNA of Toxoplasma gondii ME49, 5960 nucleotides long. RefSeq names its product rhoptry neck protein RON9 (gene RON9). Gene Ontology annotation, molecular function: protein binding. NCBI's taxonomy places the organism in Eukaryota, Apicomplexa, Conoidasida, Eucoccidiorida, Sarcocystidae. The transcript is spliced from 9 exons. The record is from RefSeq and is a predicted model, not a curated record. Bases 1349 to 5830 code for a protein of 1493 amino acids.